CCUCCCGUGGGUAGAGUCCACUAAAACUUCUCAACGUGACUGCUUAUGUACACGGGACUGUCAGGAACACCUUUCAUUCCUCUGACUCGGUGAGCUGUGCGUAAUUUGGAGACGAAACUCUUGAAGACUUUUUGAGACAUUGACGCUGAUGGGACAUGGCCAUGGCCUCUACAUCAGCAUCAGCAGCAGGACCGGCUUCGGUGUCCGACUCGGAGCUCUCGCGCCUGGGAGGCAUUGAGGCCUUGAGGCUGAAGGUGGGGCCGGUGAGGAGGAACCUCUUCGGGCCCGUGGACCACCACCAGCUGCAGAAGGACUUCCAGCGGCUGCUCUGCAUGAGCGUGGAGGUGGCCAACAAGCGCUGGAACUUUGACUUCCAGAGCGACGUGCCGGGGAAGGGCUCCAACGUGGAGUGGGAGGCGCUCCGGUGCCAGGACGUGCCGGCGUUUUACCGCAGCUGCAUGGUGCAGCCGGCGGCGAGGCCUGCAGCCCAGACGACGAAGGGCAAGAGGCGGGCGUCUUCCUCAUCCAGCGAGGGUUCUCCCAGGUCCGGCAGCUCGUCUGGGUCUGGGGACGAGUACCUGGAGGUGACCACAAGGGGGUGCUACCGGAUCCAACGGGCGGGAAAACGCAAACAGGCGGCCAUCACAGAUUUCUUCAAGGUGAAGAAGAGGAGGCUGCUGCAUUACAAAGUAUCGUCUCGGCAGUAAAAAACGAAAAGAAAAGCACAACAAGACCCGGUGGACGAUCACCAAGUGGUCUCCAUCCCCUCCACACCUCAACUACAUCCUUUGUACAUAUGUAGCAAAUUUGUAAGUGACUGUCCACAAGCUCAAAUGGGCUUCAAAACUUCUGACACCACAGACCUUUCACUUUCAGCACAAGGAAGCUACCAUUCUCGUAGUUAACACACGGCUCGGACUUCAGAAACGGUUUUUGUGGAUAGCUAUAUAAAUAUUAUAUGUAGUGUACAUUCUCUAUACUGUUUCGCUCAGCUUUUCGACUAUACUGUGAAAUCAUUUUUGAAUGCACUCUUUCAGGACAUGACAGAAAAUGAGUCGGAAGAGGUUAAUUCUCCUCGAACAGUAUUUGACCCCCGGCCCUUGACCUUUGUUCUCCCGUCAUAAGAGGUUUCGAUUAGACCCAGUUGCUAUUCCUGGAACCACGCCUUUGAGCUCUGACAGCUCGAGUUGAACCAGGGGUCGAAACCUCGCCUCGGGGUUCAAAAUUCGCGAUUACCUCCAGGUGAAAGGUCAGCGGUGGAGUUUUCGGCUCGCGGCCCGUACCUGUACGAUAAAUUCUGAGCAAUAAUAAUAAUGAUAAUGUUUGAUAUGUGACUAUUUAUUUAUUCUUCACGAUGCUAGGUCAUUGUAAAAAAUAAAAAAAGAGUAAAACGAGGUGUUUGUAGAAUGCCAUCGCCCCCAAAUUAUGCCUCAUGGCUCAUUGACACUCCACCGUUGCCACCCUAAAAAAACAAACGGCCAUUUUACACCAUCACAACUUAGCAAAAAAAAAAACACAAACAACAAACUAUAGUCUCUUUUUGCUUUGUAUUAUUUGCAUAAUGGGGUUGUAAAAAAAAAUCUUGGCAUCAAACCGAAACAUAUCAGGUGGUAUGUUUUCGUGGGCUUUUAAUAAUGUAGCAUUUUUUUUCUCCACUCUUUGUCUUCAUGUGACGUCCACCUUGUAGGUUUUUUUUUUGUAUUUACGCCUCUUUUCUCCAUGAAGGGAAUGUAGUGUUUUAUCACUGUGUUGCAGCUCAGAGGAACCUCAACUUUUUUUUUGGUUUCUGCUUUUGAUCUUUUUUUUUUUUUUAUAUGAAGAGUCGUAGCUGUGUCACAUUUUUCUGUCGCUGUGCAGUUUUAUAAGUGUUCGCAUUCUUUAUAUACGUGUUUGUUUGUUUGUGUGAGUGUUGUUAUGGCAGCUGAGGCAGUUGAACCAAAGGAAUUGUUGUGCCAUUAAAUUAGAAACACUUCUUUUUUUCUUUAUCAGUUACGGGUCACAGAAAGUGGACAGCCGGUCAAGAUCGUCACAUUUAAACACGAAAGUCAAUUUUUCUUAAUUGCUAAGUGCCCAGAGGUGUCACCAAUAACGGACAAAUGGUGACUCUACACACACUUUUAAUUUGCCUGCAGUUCAACCUAGUUUGGCCAAAAAGUCCCUAAAUUUUUGUUAUGUGACUGUUGGUGACAACCGAGUUGCUCGUGUCUUUCCGAUUGUGAUGACGAGCACAAAUUUUUUUGUAUUUUACAGAAUAAAUUUAAUAUAAAUGGCGAUUUUUUGGUGAAUAUUUCAAUUAAACCUUUAGAAUAAAUUGAUUUUCACUAUUUUUUUAAGCUUAGAUUUGGAGAAGUUUCCUGAUGAGUAGUUCAAGGACCAUCAAAAAGCUUGAAAAUCCAAUGAUACAUGUUCCAUUUUUAGCAAUUUUCCCUUUUAAAGACAAAUCUACCAGCAGGAUCUGGAGUUUAGAAGGUUAAAAUGUCAAUAAAAGACAAGGCUGCUCACUUCAUGUGAUCCACAACUACACUACUUUCUAACUUUUUCUUUCCCUCGCGACAGUAAUUCAGAUUUUUUUCUAUAUGGACAAAAAGCCAUAACCUGGAUUAAUCUGCUCUUUACUACCUCAUCAAGUGAUUCAGUAACAGAAAAAACAAUCAAAGUAGCUCAGGUUUGUUUACGGGGCACGAAAGAGGGACCGAGAGACGACAGAGGGGAGGAGGGGGUUAAAGCUUAUUAUUGUGUUGUGGUAAAAGCUGUUGAGGUUCAGCGCUUCGUGUCGAGUUUCACAUCAGGUAAAAGAGUCAGUGUGUCAGAGCUCGACGCAGAGGAAACUCUGGUCCCUGGAGGGGAGGAGGGAGGGGAGGCAGCCAGCUUUUGUUGUCGCUCUCAGCUUUGACAGGAGGGACAGGGGGUUGGGGGGUGGACGACGGGGGAAAAAAGGGACAAUCUUUAACAGAGAACCUUCACGAGAAAAACGUCUGAGACCCUUCCUCGAUCAAAGGGUUUCCUCCGGCCAGACGAGCGGCCCGCGAUUCAGACAUGCUUUUGUUUGGCCCCCUUAAAAGUCUCUCAGUCUCUCUUUUGUGAACCAGCUGCCUCGGUCUGUGCGGAAAAAAAAAAACUAAAAAAAAUCAGCAUGAAAGCAGUUGUUUGUUAUCAUGUUGUACUUUUUUUUUUUUUCUCUUCCUGCACACGGCGAUAUUUGACAGCUUCAAACAUAACCGACAUUGUUUUAUGCGUCAGGACUGUUUGUUCGUCAGCUUAUAUAUGUGUGUGUGUGUGUGUGUGUGUGUGUGUGUGUGUCAGUGUUUGUGUGCAUCUAUUCUCUCCAGACGAAACUUUAAAAGUCUAUAUUAACUUAUUUGCAGUUCUUGUCUUUUGUUUUUGUGGGGAAAUAAUUUCAAAUUCCCCGUUUUUUUUUUGCUACAACUAACUAAUUUUUAUUUUUUUUCUGAAACCAUAUCUUUGCACUACUUUAAACGUGGUCGACAAAAGAACUAUUUUUUUAUGGUAAUCUCUAAAAGAACAAAAAAAAAAUCCUCAACAGAGACACAGAUGAGGGAUUUAUUGACAAUUAAACCUCCUCUUUGACACUGUUGGACAGUUUUUUCCCAUCGGCUCUAAUUUUUUUUUUUCUUCUUUUGAACCUUUUUGAAGCCGGACUCGUCCACUGAGAGGAAAAAUAAAAAUAAAAUCUCACUGUGCUCAAGCAAACUCUGCUUUUCCUAAUUCACCUGUCGCAGCUAUAUCAAAGUGUAGAGUUUUUUUUUCUUUGUAUAUGCAUGAAUGUAAGAUAACAUUUGUAUACCAUGUGUAAUAAUUUUAUUGUAAUUUAAUACUGGUAUAUGCAUCCUUGCAACAUGUAAGAAGUGUAAUUGUAUGAGAUCAGAAUCAUAUCCGUUUUUUUUUUUGAUAGGAAUAUAUGUAUAGAAAAUGUUAAGAGAUUCCAUUGCUGGGUUGUUGGUGCACUGUUGCCUUCAUAAUGUCAUAUAGUGUGCGCAAAUUAAUAAAAUGUUAUAUUGAUAUAAGCUGCAAA
Stegastes partitus (bicolor damselfish) is the source of this 4033-nucleotide messenger RNA. RefSeq names its product cyclin-dependent kinase inhibitor 1D (gene cdkn1d). NCBI's taxonomy places the organism in Eukaryota, Metazoa, Chordata, Actinopteri, Pomacentridae. Bases 156 to 707 code for a protein of 183 amino acids. Gene Ontology annotation, biological process: signal transduction by p53 class mediator; regulation of mitotic cell cycle. Gene Ontology annotation, molecular function: cyclin-dependent protein serine/threonine kinase inhibitor activity. Gene Ontology annotation, cellular component: nucleus. The record is from RefSeq and is a predicted model, not a curated record. The transcript has 3 exons.